This is a messenger RNA of Dichotomopilus funicola, 750 nucleotides long. Its product is annotated as NADH-ubiquinone oxidoreductase assembly factor N7BML. NCBI's taxonomy places the organism in Eukaryota, Fungi, Ascomycota, Sordariomycetes, Sordariales, Chaetomiaceae. Gene Ontology annotation, biological process: mitochondrial respiratory chain complex I assembly. The coding region runs from base 1 to 750 and encodes 249 amino acids. The transcript is spliced from 2 exons. The record is from RefSeq and is a predicted model, not a curated record. Gene Ontology annotation, cellular component: membrane; mitochondrion.
AUGUCUGCACCACAACCAUUAAACCCGCUCACGCGGGCCUGGCGCCAGUGGAAAUCCCUCCGACUCCCUUGGCGGCGCCAAUUUCUUGCUGGCCAAGACCUCUCCGGAAACACCUACUGGGAAUUCCUCGACCGCGGCGCCCCCCUCCCUCCCUCCUCCUCCUCCCCAUCAUCCCCCCCUUCCCCAGGAACCACCCCCAACAUCCGCUGGCGUCGCAUCGUCCGCUACCCCAGCAACAAACCGCACCACGACUCAGUCACCGUCCCGCCGGCCUGGCAUCAAUGGUUACGACACACGCGUGCCGAUCCGCCGUCGCUGGAUGAACAGCGGGCUGAAGUGGUGAGGCAGGCGCGGAUGAAGGUGUUGGCUGCUGAGGCGGAUGCGAGGUGGGAGGCUAAACCGAGGGUUAUGGAGGAUGUUGGAGGGAGGAGGGGGGGUUCGGAGGGGUCGGUGUUGGGGGUUAGGGAACCGGCGUUGGAUACGGAAGGGGGUGAGCUGGCGAAACGGAGAGUUGAUGCUGGUGAGCUGAGCGGGACUGGGCAAGGGCAGGAGCAAGGGGUCAAAUUGGGAGAUAACGAGAUCGUGAACCAACGAGAAGAUACCUGGAAGCGGAUGCAGAAGGAGGAGAGUAACAAAAGGAAGAGCGCUGCAGCGGAAAAGGGGCCAGAUCCGUGGAAGCAGCAACAGGCCAGGGGUGCGCCGGGCGAGACAUGGCAGCCUAAGGCGUGGGAUCCAGCGGCGAAGAGGUGA